AACAAGCUAAGAACCAACAAAUGAGAGAACAAGCUAAUAAUCAACAAAUGAGAGAGCAAGCUAAGAAUCAACAAAUGAGAGAACAAGCUAAUCAACGCACGACAGAACCGCUCAAUAAUCAACAGGCGAGAAAUUUGCCCGGUAAUCAAAAGUUGAAAAAACAGGUUAGUUACCAGCAGUUGAGAAAACCAGCUAGUUACCAGCAGUUGAAAAAACAAACUAGCAUUCAGCAGUUGAGCAAACUGUUUAGCAGUCAAGAGGUGGAAGAACAACUUAGUGAUCAAGACAUUAGAAGGCAACCUAGUGGUCAAGAAAUGAGAGAAAAACCAAGUAUUCAAGAGACAAUAGAACAACCUAAUAACGAACAAACACCUAAUAAUAAAAAGACCGAGUCAAAAAGUAGACCCAUAACAGGAAUAUUUAAAGUUAAUUCAUCGUAA
This is a messenger RNA of Funneliformis geosporum, 440 nucleotides long. The record is from the annotation of a GenBank genome assembly. NCBI's taxonomy places the organism in Eukaryota, Fungi, Glomeromycota, Glomeromycetes, Glomerales, Glomeraceae.